Lasiosphaeria miniovina is the source of this 3492-nucleotide messenger RNA. RefSeq lists its product as uncharacterized. The record is from RefSeq and is a predicted model, not a curated record. Gene Ontology annotation, molecular function: damaged DNA binding; deoxycytidyl transferase activity; DNA-directed DNA polymerase activity. The coding region runs from base 1 to 3492 and encodes 1163 amino acids. NCBI's taxonomy places the organism in Eukaryota, Fungi, Ascomycota, Sordariomycetes, Sordariales, Lasiosphaeriaceae. Gene Ontology annotation, biological process: error-prone translesion synthesis; error-free translesion synthesis. Gene Ontology annotation, cellular component: nucleus. The transcript is spliced from 2 exons.
AUGGGGAGUCGUCUUGAGAAGAACUCGGCGGCGGUGCGGAAGCGCAUCGAGGAACAUGGCUUCACUGACGAGGCUGGCGACGAAUACGAGGCCAGCGAGUUUGGGGGCCUCGGGGACUAUUUCCGGAGGAAGAAGAUCAAACUCCAGAACCUCGACGUCGAGCUGCGCACCAGUGCCGAUGGCAAACCCCAGAUCUUCAAGGGCGUCGUCGCCCAUGUCUCGGGCUACACCCAGCCCCCUCUUCAUGUCCUGCACAAAGAGCUUGUCCAGCAUGGCGCCGGCUUCCUACAGUACCUCGACUCCAAGACCAUGGCCACACACAUUAUCGCCUCGACCAUGCCCCCCAAGAAGGCUGUCGAUUUCUCAAAAUAUCGCAUCGUCAAGCCCGCCUGGGUCACGGACUCGAUACAGGCCGGCAAGCUCCUGCCCUGGACCGACUAUCGCGUCAUUGACGACGGGCCCAGGCAAAAGACCUUCAGGUUCGAUGGCGGCAAGCUGUUCACUCAGUCAGCCCAGCAGUCUCCCCAAGGAUACCGCGAGCAGACCCAAAACAGCUUUUACACGGCACAACUGCAAAAGUCGGCCCGAGGUCGUGGCUCCCAAGACCCCAGCAGCCCCUUUCAGCCGCCGUCGGCCAGAAAGCCGCCCUCUGUCUUGGUUGAAACUAUACAAGAUGAUUAUGACAACGAUGGCAUGGAAAUCGAUCUGCAGACUGAGACCGCCGCAACCCCUGAGCGGUCGCCUCAUAGACCUCCCACCACCCCCCAUAACCAGCUUGGGGGUCAUCUUGGAGAGGCGGGGUCGGGAGAAGUCUCGUACGGCCCAGUGCCUGAUCAGGAGAAAGAAUUCCUGAAACCCCCUGUCCCCGAGAAGCCGGGGAACGGUACGAGUCUACUAAAGCACACAGUGAUGACCUCCGAAGAGCACAACGCCAUCUUGCUCUCUGAUCCCCACAUUCGCAAGUCCUCGACUGCCAACCCAGACUUCUUGAAACAGUACUACUCAGAGAGUCGCCUACACCACCUGUCUACAUGGAAGGCUCAGCUCAAGGCACGCAUGCAGAGCCUCGCUGCAGAGAGAGGCCCGACUAAACCAAUCCAGCGUAAAGGCAUGCGCCGAUACAUUAUGCACGUAGAUUUUGACAGCUUUUUCUGCGCGGUAUCCCUCAAGCGCGCUCCAGAGUACCGCGACAUGCCGGCUGUAGUAGCCCAUGGCAAUGGUAGUGGAUCUGAGAUCGCGUCUUGCAACUAUCCAGCCAGGAAGUUUGGCGUCAAGAAUGGCAUGUGGAUGAAGCGGGCCCUGGAGCUCUGUCCCGACUUGAAGAUCCUGCCGUACGAUUUUCCUGCCUACGAAGAGGCAAGCAGGCUGUUCUACGACGCUAUACUCGAUGUAGGCGGCGUCGUCCAGAGUGUCAGCAUCGAUGAAGCGCUCAUUGAUGUCAGUAACAUCGUGCUGUCCGAAACGGGUUCCGCGGGUGUUGGCGUCAGCGAAGGAAGCAUCUGGCGGGAGCAGGAAAAAGUGGACAAGAUUGCAUCUGACCUCCGCAUCCAGAUCAGGGAGAAGACCGAGUGUAACGUCUCGGUCGGCAUGGGCAGCAACAUUCUUCUCGCAAAGGUUGCCCUCCGGAAGGCCAAACCCGCCGGUCAGUACCAGGUCAGACCAGAGGACGUCCUGGACCUCCUCGCCGAGCUCAAGGUUGAGGACCUUCCGGGUGUCGCAUACAGUAUCAGCGGAAAGCUCGAGGAAAUUGGCAUAAAGUUGGUGAAGGACAUACGUCAGACCUCCAAGGAACGUCUGAUUUCCGUGUUGGGGCCAAAGACGGGCGAGAAGUUGUGGGAAUACGCGCGAGGCAUGGACCGAGCCGAGGUGGGAGAGCAGCCCAUCCGCAAGUCCGCUUCCGCAGAGGUGAACUGGGGGAUCCGUUUUACCAACCAGGAAGAGGCCGAAGAGUUUGUCCGCAGCCUCUCGAACGAGCUGGAACGCCGUUUGCUGAACGAAGGGGUAAAGGGGAAGCACCUCACCAUGAAGAUCAUGCGGCGGGCUCUCGAUGCCCCCCUGGACCCGCCGAAGCACCUCGGUCACGGGAAAUGCGAUACAUUCAACAAGAGCGCCGUUUUUGGCGUUGCGACGAACAGCGGCGAACUGAUUGGAAAAGAAGCCGUUGCUAUAUUACGGUCUUACAGGUUUAGUCCGGGUGACCUUCGGGGUCUGGGCAUCCAAAUGACCAAGUUAGAGCCUCUCAAACUGUCCGCCGGUCCAGAGGGAAGCCAGAAGAAGCUGAGCUUUGGAAACUUUGCUACAACUAGGCUAUCGAACAAGAGGAACAUGGCAGAGCAAAUUGACGAUGACAGCAGUCCAGAGAAAGCCAAGGGGCACGACGUGGACCAAGACCCCAUCACUGUCGACCCCCUAACCCCUCGGAAGCCCAGAGUCCACCCAGCAUUAGCGUUAGCAAAGGCGGGUGCUGCGGAUGAUAAGGCGAGGACGCCUUUGAAUAUUUCCGGGACACAAUUCAUCAUGCCUACGAACCCCGACCCUGCAGUGCUUGUCGAGCUGCCUCCGGAUAUCCGCAGCAGGCUGAUGAACCAGGCUCAGUGCAAGUCGGUCGUUCAGUCUAGAGAGGCGUCGCCAGCCGCCACGUCGCGUUCCCAAAGCCCAACCUUGACCGAUGACAUCCCUUCGGAUGUUGACCCAGACGUCUUCAACACGUUGCCAGAAGAGAUGAAGGCUGAAGUCCUAGCAUCCUAUGGCCGGAGGCGACGCCAGGGCGGUGGCCAGGCAGUUCUUCCCCAGUCACCAAGGAAGGACAGAGUGGUCCAUCAUGCAAAGGACAAGGUGACGCCUACCAAGGGGGACAUGAAGAAUCUAUUCAGUCGAGCCCGAGAGCAGGAGAGGCAACACGAUACGGAGGCGAAACUCUUGCAAACCAGUUUCGUGGCGGGCAAGGGCGCAACCGAGGCAAACGACUUAGUGGACGAACUAGACCCCGAGUUCUUAGCUGAGCUGCCAGAAGACCUGCGCCGCGAGGUUGUUGAGGAUCAUCGGCGACGGCGCCUCGCGCAGCGGUCUGGUCUGAACUUUCAGCCUCUUCCACGGCGACGAGGCGCUGAAGAGGCGUCCGAGGACGCGCUGCCAGGGGGGCAGAUGAGACUGAGCUUCCCCCAGCGCCCCCCAAAGCUAUCGUUUACGCAGUCGGCACUGUCAUCUGCGAAAGAGAUCAAGACUAUGCUCGGCGCGUGGCACAAGGCGACGCAGAAAGAGGGCCCACACAGGGAAGACGUGGAGGUGCUCGAGAAAUACCUUGGGCGGGUCAUUGUGGAGGAGCGGGACAUGGAGAAGGUGCGCAAGCUCGUCAGGUGGCUCGAGGUGACCAUCGAAGACGGCAGCGACGGACGCGGUAAACAGGCUUGGGCGGGUGCGCUUGCGUCGAUCAAGCGGGCUAUCCAGGGCGCCAUGAAAGCCAGAGGCCUGGCGCCGAUGGAUUUUGGGUAA